AUGACGGUGAUGUUGGAGGACGUAUGGAGGAUACUGCAUAUCCCGAUCACGGGGGAGCUUGUUACAUAUGAUCGGUACCUGGGGACGACAGUUGUGCAGAGGAUAUUUGCUGAUGAUAUGUACAUUGAGGAUGGCUUUGUGGCAUGGGAGGAUAUAGCAGCACUAUAUGAGUCGCUACCAUCUAUGUUAUCAGGGAUCGUCAGGGGUUUACUUUGCCCUGAUCGACGUUCACAUGGAUUGGCCGUUGGGUGGGGUUUGGUGAUAGAGAAGAUGAUGACCGAGGGGACCUGCUAUGCAUGGGGGCCAUGUGUGUUAGCACACCUGUACAAGGAUUUACAUGAGGCAGUGUAUCGAGAGGCUAGAUCACAAGGGGUAGGGAUCACUUUGCUGCAUAUCUGGGCAUGGGAGCACCUGCCAAUCACAUGGCCGGUAUGCUUGAGGUUUAGGGCAAUAGAUCAACCCUAUGUGUAUAUGUAUGGAGGUUUGAUGAGCCAGCCCCAUUUGGGGAAGGAGUUUUGGCGACGAGCGUUGGAUGACCUAGAUACGAUCAUAUGGAGGCCAAACCUUGAUUGCGAUUCCUGGGAGGAUGAUGGAGAGGCCCUACCGUACGUAUUUGUGACACGUUUUUUAAUUGGUCACACAUCCUACUAUGGGGAGAGACAGUUUCCAGGGAGAGUGAUGAGGCAGUUUGGACAGAGGUAG
This is a messenger RNA of Cryptomeria japonica (Japanese cedar), 702 nucleotides long. RefSeq names its product protein MAINTENANCE OF MERISTEMS-like. The record is from RefSeq and is a predicted model, not a curated record. The coding region runs from base 1 to 702 and encodes 233 amino acids. Lineage: Eukaryota; Viridiplantae; Streptophyta; Pinopsida; Cupressales; Cupressaceae. The transcript has a single exon.